Molecule: messenger RNA, 285 nt
Organism: Symbiodinium pilosum
Lineage: Eukaryota; Dinophyceae; Suessiales; Symbiodiniaceae
Source: the annotation of a GenBank genome assembly
GCCAGCAUCCGAGCCUCCCCGCAGGAGACUUACGGAAGGCUGGCGGCGUGGUUGGGGGCGACGAAGCCUUUUCCGGCAGACACAGUCUUCAAGCGCUACAAUUUCCGACUGGGCAAUCGCACCGACCUCUGCCUCAACUCCACGCUCCAACGGGUUCUGAAAUCGAUGCUGGCUCCGGAGUACGCCGCACUUCACCUUGCCGUCCAGUGGCAAGAGCAGACAUUCUCGCAGCCCCUGGCAAAGAAGGAGCUCGCUGACAAAGUCUCCCGCUGUGACAUGGCAGAG